This is a messenger RNA of Lindgomyces ingoldianus, 3615 nucleotides long. Its product is annotated as RNI-like protein. The transcript has 3 exons. The coding region runs from base 1 to 3615 and encodes 1204 amino acids. The record is from RefSeq and is a predicted model, not a curated record. NCBI's taxonomy places the organism in Eukaryota, Fungi, Ascomycota, Dothideomycetes, Pleosporales, Lindgomycetaceae.
AUGGAGGAUAUUCACGGCGUCGACGUCUCAUGGCUCCACCACUCCAACAGAGGUGAGCAGCUUACGCUGGGCACUCCACACCUUUCGGGUCGCCGGAACGACCAUCAUAACCAUCAUCGCCAGCAAGCUCCAUCCUCGCCAGGCCUUACAAGGGACGCUCCCCCACGGACCUCCGCCCAUGGCUGUCUCCCUCCCGAACCCCCUCACGAAGAGCGUAAAGCCCCAGAACCGGCGGCUGCGGUCCAGAAACCCUCCUUCACCUUGCCACCUCCCCCUUCCACGCCUCCUGUUGCGAAGAUGCCGCUGAAGAGACCCGCGCUGCUUAGCCGAGGGAGUUCCGAGAAGGCUGUGGCUCUGACUACCCCGGACGGGAAGUCAUCUUUGAGGAGGAACUCAUGGAUAUCUAGCAUAAGCUCGAAGUUCUCUUCAAUGCAAAACUCACCGGCGCAGACCACACAUGCCCAAGCCCAAGGCUCUCCGGCGAGCGCAAAUGGAGCACAUGGACCUACGUCAUCGGCAAACGGUGCCUUGAAUGGUAUUCAAGCAGCGUCUGGUGGGGGCCAUGUUGGACUGGAACCCUAUGUCCCCCAACAACCGAAGAGCUCAUUCAUCUCAAAUGCGCUUAGGAGAUUGUCUUCCGGGUCGCAGGUGGGGACCAUGGGCAAAGUCACACCGCAAGGCGGCAUGUGCCCAAGGAGGGUCAUGAAUGUUGAUCCAAAUCGGAGCAGGUGUCUGGUACCAGAGCUGGAUCAGAAUAAGUUGCGGCGCGUGGCGUUCUGUGUUGAUGUUGAGAUAGCCGGUGGGCCGAGAUACAAAGACGAUGCAGAUUGCGAAGAGAAAAAGAAGAAACGCAAGGAGAGGAAACUCAAGGAACGAGGAGAGGGUGAGGCACUUAAAAAUCCCGAAAUGCUUGCUGAGGAGAAGGAACAAGCGGAUGUCGUCAAGGUCAACACUGUACAGGAAGUUGACGGCAACCACGACGCACCGAACCAGGACGGAGUAUUGCUUGACGAUGAAAAGAAGGAGCCAAGCAAGAAGAAGGAGAAAAAGAAAAGAUCAGAAGCGGAACGGAAAGAGAGAAAAGAAAAGAAACGCAGGAGAGCCGAAGAAAAUGGAUCUGUACCUCUCGAGCUGACGCGAGAAGAUGACGACAGGUCCCCCGAUGGUGCACCCGCCGUAUCCGGAACCACAAGUCCCAGGCCUCAGGAUCGACCAACUACAGAUCCUCUACGGAUAUAUCGGAGAUGCUGUCAAUUGCGAGAAACACCAAUUCUCAAACGCAUCGUCGAUCAGCUUUCGGCUCCCAAGGCAUGUUCGAUAGUCACGCCAGGGGUUGUCAUAUGCCUAGAUCUCACUGGAUCCAGGUUACAGCUUGCGGAUGUAGUUACACUUUCAGACUGGCUGGCUAUAGUCCCAGUGAAGAAACUCUUCCUUGAGGAUGCAGACUUGACAGAUGAGAAGGUCCGCGUUAUUCUCGCUGGUCUCCUCGCGGCUAAGGUUCCUGAACCCCCCAAAAGACGCCCAUUUUCUUCGGAAAAGGAGACAAAUAACGCACACAUCAAAACCGAAGAGCGCUUGGGGUGUGUCAAGAAACUCGUCUUGAAAAACAAUCCAAAAAUUGCCCUGGAAGGAUGGAAACACAUUAGUCUAUUCAUAUAUCUGUGCAAAUCAAUCCAGGCUAUCGAUGUUUCCAUGAUACCUUUCCCAAACUCGGCACCCCAGUUGUCACCACAAACCUCAGAUCACUCGAAUGGUUCCACCGCCCCAACCACUAAGCCAUCGAGGGACGUCGCAGACACUUUAUCAAAGGCCAUAUCCGAACGGCUCGGUGGAUCGGACCUUGAAGAGCUAGUCAUGUCGGAAUGCUCCUUGACAGCCUCAAGUAUUCGGAAGAUCAUCGAUGGCAUUGUCGUUAGUGGUGUUCAAAGACUUGGACUCGCUGGCAACGACAUCGACAAUGAAGGGCUUGGUCAUGUCAUUCACUACCUUCGAUCUGGUGUUUGUCAAGGUAUCGAUUUAGGAGGGAAUGAUCUCCGAGAUGGAAUUAGUCGAGUAGCUGAAUGUUUAACCAGGAACAGUCCACUCUGGGCGUUAAGUCUGGCAGACUGCGACCUAACACCUGAGUCGUUGAAAAUUCUCUUCCCGGCGCUGGUUCAUUUGCCAACCUUCCGCUUCUUGGAUCUAUCACACAACAGAGAUCUCUUCUCUCAACAAACGUCUCUCUGUAUCCUACGAAAGUACAUUCCGCAUUUGAGGGAGCUAAAGAGGAUUCAUCUUAUGGAUGUGUCUUUGACGCCCGCAGAAGCUAUCGGUCUUGCAGAAGUUCUGCCAGAAUGCUCGCACCUGGCACACAUCAGCAUUCUCGAGAACCCUCGGAUAACGGCUAUUUCGAUAGCUAACGACGAAGCGAGCCAGGAGGAGGCGGCUGCACUAUACGCCUCCUUAAUGGUAGCCGCGAAGGUCUCUCACACCUUGAUUGCAAUCGACGUCGAUGUCCCUGGGCCCGAUACUAGCGAGGUUGUCAAGGCACUUGCGAAGCAAGUCGUUGCGUACUGUCUGCGGAACAUGGAGAGCUUCUCCGAGAUCCCUGAGUUGAAGCCUGUGCAAAAGGAGGUGGAAGUACCAGACGUACUGAUGCACCUUGUAGGGCAUACAGAAGGCUACAGUGUCAACCGUGAUAACGACGACCCUGCUCCGGGUAACGACUACAUUGUAGGUGGCACAGGAGUGGUCAAGGCGCUAAGCUAUUGUCUACUACAGAAGGCUACGGACCUUCGUAGACAAUCUCUUCCGGCGAGUGGUACAAUCACCCCCCAAAGCCAGAUUGGAUCAAAUUCGGAUGAUUCGGGUAAGGCUAAGACCAUGUCCAAGAAUUUGCUGGAAAGCGCGCGAAACAUCAGAGCUCGGCUGCAGCCGGCAAUGGUGCGUGAAGCCAAAGCCGGCAAUGAUAUGGGAUAUCGAAAACUUCUCUUCCUUGAUCAGACAUUGCAAGGCAUGAUCCAGCGGUUCGAAGACGAAUACCCAGAGACGCGACUCCAGUCCACGGACGCUGCAUCCGUUCACAGUUCCACGCCCAGCACUUCGCCGCCCACAUCCACCGUCCCCACCCUAUCAACCAGCAUCACGAAUGCAGGCCAGGAAUCCGACGAUGACGAACCGAAAGCCCUGCGCUCCAGACACAACUCAGACGUCUCUCUCGCUUCUCGCGCACUCUCCCUCGAAGAAGGCCGUCUCCACCGUCUCGGCCACCGCGUCCGCACCGAAAUCCUCAACGCCUCCCGUCCCCCAACUCCACACUCAGACCAAGCCAACCUCUCAGGCUCUUUAGAUCACCACGAGCUUCCAGACCAUCUUCUCGCGCUGCGUGAAAAAUUCCAGAAUUACAGCGGUGAGGAACUGAGGGCGAUGACGGAGGAUAUGGGCUGGGAGCAGGCGUUUGAUGAGAUUAUUGCGAAUGCGGAGGAGUUGAGGAUUCUGGAGAGGGAGAGCCCGGAGGAGUUUAGGAGAUUUAGAGAAAGCCAGAUUGCGGCGCUUAAGAAUCGAGAUCCGGAAAUUAACGGGAAGGGAGAGGAGGGGAAGAAAGACGGUGGGGAUGAUUAUGCAAUUGAGGAAUAA